Molecule: messenger RNA, 1254 nt
Organism: Penicillium soppii
Lineage: Eukaryota; Fungi; Ascomycota; Eurotiomycetes; Eurotiales; Aspergillaceae
Product: initiator tRNA phosphoribosyl transferase family protein
Exons: 4
Coding region: 1-1254 (417 amino acids)
Biological process (GO): charged-tRNA amino acid modification
Cellular component (GO): cytoplasm
Molecular function (GO): tRNA adenosine(64)-2'-O-ribosylphosphate transferase activity
Source: RefSeq, a predicted model, not a curated record
AUGGGGUCAUCGGCAGCGUUCCCGACACUGGAGUCGUUGCAUUUCCCGUCUGCUCAGCAAUCAAUUUCGCAAACGCUCUCGUCUCUGCGUCGAUCAGCACUCUCCGUCUCUAACCGACUUCAGUCCAUUGAAACCGAUGCCACUUUCGUGGAAGAAGUCGCUGAUCACUAUGGUCUACCACUGGUCGCUAAUGAGCGCUGCGGGAGCUGGUAUAUCUCACCGACGACUAAAACCGGUAGUGCUUAUUUCAAAAGCACCGAUGGCCACUCCGUAAUGCCAGACGCAUUGUCAAAGACAAUCCCAAUCUGGAGUGCCGUGCUAAACCGAGCUCUGUUCCCAUCCGAAACUGCAUACCACCCAGUCAGCCUUCCACCAAACUACUUAGGCAAAUCAGAAGAAGCGCAAAUCGAAAGCCGAAUCGAAGGAUUCGUGCAUUCACUCAAGAGCCUGAAACUCGAUCUAGACAACCUACGCCAACAACUCGGCAAACCAAUCAAAGUAGCCUGGGCCAAUAGAACAUAUUUCCACCCGGAAGUGGAAAAAAGCGAUGAAUACUGCCUACUGGUUCUCUGCUCUGCGUCGAGGCGCGUGCACGGCGCUGAGAUGUCGGAGGGUGGAUAUAUCCAAGGCGCAGGUGACGAUAGUGAGGGGUGGGCUUACGGGCUGACGCCGCCGGUUUUCUGGGCGAAUCGAGGUAUUUUGAAGAAUACGCCUGAGGAAGAAUUGCCGGAGCUUAUCAAGCGGCUGGUUGGUGAGCAUAGGCUGCUGGAUGUUGCUCAGGAUGCGACGCGCAUUGCGCCGACGGGGAAUUUGUUCAUUGCUUCGACGAGGUCGGUUGAUGCGGCGAGCAAGUAUGAUAUUGUGAUUGACUGCAAUGGUCCGGCCGUGGAGGGUGAUGUGAAGAGGCUUGGGCUGGGGUGUGAUUCUGGGAAGAUGGGGAGUCGGGAUCUACGGAAGUCGUUGGACAAGGUUCGGGACUUUGUCGGUGCGCGACUUGGGGAAGACUCCAGCUUGUCUUUAUUGGUUUUUUGUGAGAGUGGGAAGGAUCUUUCAGCAGGAACGCUCUUGGCGAUCGUGUGUUUGUUUUAUAACGAUGAAGGUGGCUUCGAUGUCUCGCUGAGCAAGCGUUCAAUCAGCAAGCAGUUCAUUCGACAGCGUCUAGCCUGGCUAGUAUCGUCGAAACAUGACGUGAAUCCGUCUCGAGCCACGCUGCAAUCUGUCAACUCCUUUUUGAUGCAGCCACCAGAUUAUUGA